AUGGGUAUUCAGUUGCCUCCUAACACCAAAUACGGCGAGGUAUCAUCGAGAUAUCUAUCUGUCUCAUUCCGUUCAUAUCUAUCUAUCUAUCUAUCUAUUUAUCUAUCUAUCUCAUUCCUUUCAUAUCUAUCUCAUUCCUUUCAUAUCUAUCUAUCUAUCUAUCUAUCUAUCUAUCUAUCUAUCUAUCUCAUUCCGUUCAUAUCUAUCUAUGUACCUAUCUAUCUAAUCUUAUUCUUUUAUUUAUCUAAUCCUGAUAUUUAUCUACCUAAUCUAUGUAUCUAUCUAUCUCAUUCCGUUCAUAUCUAUCUAUCUAUCUAUCUAUCUAUCUCAUUCCGUUCAUAUCUAUCUACUUAUCUAAUAUAUAUAUCUAUCUGUCUCAUUCCGUUCAUAUCUAUCUAUCUAUCUAUCUAUCUAUCUAUCUAUCUAUCUCAUUCCUUUCAUAUCUAUCUCAUUUCUUUCAUAUCUAUCUAUCUAUCUAUCUAUCUCAUUCCGUUCAUAUCUAUCUAUGUACCUAUCUAUCUAAUCUUAUUCUUUUAUUUAUCUAAUCCUGAUAUUUAUCUACCUAAUCUAUGUAUCUAUCUAUCUCAUUCCGUUCAUAUCUAUCUAUCUAUCUAUCUAUCUAUCUAUCUAUCUAUCUAUCUAUCUAUCUCAUUCCUUUCAUAUCUACCUAUUCGCAUUAUUUUAUCUAUUUAUGCAUCACAUUUAAGCGUUAUUUUUAGUGGAUACCCAUAUUUGAGUAGACGAUCCGCAUAUUUAUUAAACAGUAUAUUUCUUUAUUUUCAUCUACCGGCCUGA
This is a messenger RNA of Acanthosepion pharaonis, 795 nucleotides long. Lineage: Eukaryota; Metazoa; Mollusca; Cephalopoda; Sepiida; Sepiidae. The record is from the annotation of a GenBank genome assembly.